Colletotrichum higginsianum IMI 349063 is the source of this 438-nucleotide messenger RNA. Its product is annotated as RhoGAP domain-containing protein. The transcript has a single exon. The record is from RefSeq and is a predicted model, not a curated record. The coding region runs from base 1 to 438 and encodes 145 amino acids. Lineage: Eukaryota; Fungi; Ascomycota; Sordariomycetes; Glomerellales; Glomerellaceae.
AUGGAUAUUGGAACACUCAGUGAACAAUUGCGAGCGGCUAAACGCGAGUGUGCCACGUGGAAAGCCCGCGCCGAGGCGGCAGAGAAGCGUGUGUCGGCUCUCGAACGCUUCACUCGCAAACUUCGGGGGAUCAAGGGGGGAGACGCGCAAAACGAUGCCAGUAGGGCCUCACAGAGUGAGCGAAGCAGCAUUGGAACGAUGGGCACAGAGGACGGAGAGGUCGUUACGGAGAGGAUAAAAAGGGCGAUGAAGGGGUUGGACGGGCCCAGGAGCAGCGAUGGCGGGGCUGCAGCAUGGUGGGACGACGGCCGGGCCGGCGCCGUCUGGGGCGGCCAGUCGAUUGCACAUGAUGCGCAGUCGCCGCUGGUGUUGACGGAGACAGCUCUACUCGAAGUUUGGGAGGCCGCACAGGAGUUAUUGGCGGAUGACGAAAUUUGA